Messenger RNA from Porites lobata, 1793 nucleotides. The record is from the annotation of a GenBank genome assembly. NCBI's taxonomy places the organism in Eukaryota, Metazoa, Cnidaria, Anthozoa, Scleractinia, Poritidae.
AUGGCCACACCUCAGGAUUCAAUCCACAUACUCAAAAGUUAGAACCACCUUGUACAGCAUAAUAAACAGUACCACAAAAAAGUACUACUAAGUAGCUUCCAUUUGAAUGGUCACACAAUAGGAUUUCAUCCACAGACUGAAAAGUUUGAAUCACCUUGUACAGCACACUAAACAGACCUACAUGGAAGAACUGCUUAGUUGCUUUUAUUUUCGUCACAAUUCAGGACUUCUAAGAGCACUUCUACUUCAAAUGAAAACUUGCUGCAUGACAGUUUGCCAAAAUGCCCACAGGUCAGUUGUUGUUUAAUACGGUAGCUUCAGGUUGUCCUUGUUGACUAACUAUGACAAAUAACUGCAUUAUAGCUAUAAAGCCGAAAAGUCAAGCACAAUUUUCGUAACGGGGAGAACGAAGGUAGACCCUAAAUUUUAAGCUGAUCAAAAUGCUUGCAAUCACGUCUUGAGCAGUGCUUUCAAUGGUUUUAACAAACCAGACAUUUUCACCCCCAAAACGGCAACACUUAGUUACGGUCAAUCGAUUCAGUGACGUUAGAGACUUUACUCCUUUAAAGCUAAUAUCUUAUAUCUAAGUUUAUAGUUUAUUUUUGUAGAGGAGCGAGGUGUUUGGUAUUGACGUAAAGAGUUAAACUACGGAUACAAUCAAAAAUUGUGUUUACCUAGUACGUGUAUGUUCGUGCCAUUCUGCUUGCAUUCGACAUUUGCAGUUCAGUGUGUUUGAGGCUUGUUUGUUUGUUUGUUUUUGCUUCUUGUUGAAAUUUUCAGCUUAAAUUUUGAAGGAUAUGCCUCAAUACUUUUCGGCUCUAUACUUUUUUUGUUGUUUAAGUGCGCAAGAACAGAUGUAAAAUUUUGAAUGUUGACUUCGAAGCCACGUCUACUGCGCAGUUUUGCAGCAACUCCUUUGCAUUUUAAAUCAUUUCCUCUUUGAAGAUUUUAUCUUUCCCGUCUUUUUUCAAUAAAGGUAAUUGUAUCAAGAGCUUUGUAACUCCAAAAUUUACAUGUGUCAUAUCUUUUGUUGUCGAGCAAUUGAACUGGAAUGGCGUUUAAGACCUGAAUUUACUGAAACAACCGACGACCAAUGGUUUCUUAGUAACUAAACUUUGAGGGUAAGUCAUUUUAAGUGAAUAUUUUAUUAUUUAUGGGGACAAUUCUUUGGCCUGAAGCUAAACCUUUGACUGAGAGAAUCCGAGUGCAUUGAGCAGUAAUUAAAACAUUUUACUGAAGAUCGAUUCCCUGACACAUUUCUUUUUAUCUCCAUUAAACUUACCCUCAGCUUUACGUUAGAUCAUAUUAGAAAUAGAAGUCUCGAGAACUCCUCGUGAGGAAUUUAUUGUCUUAAGUACAUUAUGUAAGAACCAGUCUGCGGUUCUUUAAAAAGAAGGUCUGCGUAACUAGAUUUUAAUACGGAUUUAUAUUAGCACUUCUGACAAAAAUAAACCUAUAUGCCAUUAGGCGGAUGGCGAUAAUCUGUUAUUAUUGAUCGGAUGUUUCUAUAAAGCCACGGGCGACCGCCUUCACGGCACGUUAUGUAUGAAUGUCUGUCCGCCGCAAGCUUUCUAAGGAAAUAAUCAUUAUAUAUGGGGUACAUAUCCUCUUUGGUUUGGUUUAGCCUGCCUGUGAAAGGUAACCUCAAAAAAUCAAACAGCCACCGAAUGACUUCAGGUACCAUAUUCUGUAAUUAAGUUAAUUGUGUUUUUAGAUGUGGAUUUAGAGCAAGAAUGCUUUGUGCUAAGAUCUUAAACGGAGCUUAUUCUCAUUUGUUCCACUGGAUAGAUUGA